CCUGUGACCAGGAAGGCCUGCCUCCGAGGGCCACACCCUUUGUGUCUGUCUGUUCAGAGGACACUGUGGCCUCUUCCAUUAGCUCAGCACGGUACAGAGAGAGGAGACACCAUGACCCCCACCCUCACGGUCCUGUUCUGCCUCGGGCUGACUGUGGGCCUCAGGACCCCAGUGCAGGCAGGGACCCUCCCCAAACCCACUAUCUGGGCUGAUCCCCAUUCUGGAAGCCCCGUGACCAUCUGGUGUCAGGGGACCCCAAGGGCUAAGGAGUACCAUCUAGAGAAAGAGAGAAGCCCACGACCAUUGAAAAGACAGGAGCAACUGGAGCCAGGGGACAGAGCCAAGUUCUCCAUUACAUACAUGACAGAGCGUGAUGCCGGGAGAUAUGGCUGUCUCUACCGCAGCCCUGCUGGCUGGUCAGAGCACAGUGACUCCCUGGAGCUGGUGAUGGUGACAGGAUCCUACAGCCUCUCAGCCCUGCCCAACUCUGUCGUGACUUCAGGAGGGAAUGUGACUCUCCAGCGUGGCUCAUGGUAGGGAUUUGACAGGUUCAUUCUGACUAAGGAAGGAGAUCACAGGCUCUCUUGGACCUUGGACUCACAGCCACAGUUCAGUCCCAGGCCCUUUCCCUGUGGGCCCAUGACCCCCAGCCACAGGAGGACGUUCAGAUACUAUGGCUGCUACAUGGACAGAUCCCACAUGUGGUCAUACCUUAGUGAGUUCCUGGUCUCAGGUGAGUCUGGGAAGCCCUCCCUCCUGAGCCAGCAGGGCUCCAUCGUGGCUUCUGUACAGAGCCUGACCCUCCAGUGUCGCUCUGAUGUUGGCUAUGACAGAUUCGCUCUGCACGAGGAGGGGGGACGGGACCUCUCCCAGAGCUUUGUUCUGCAGCCCCAGACUGAGCCCUCUCAGGCCCACUUCCCCCUGGGCACUGUGAGCAGGUCUCACGGGGGCCGGUACAAACGCUACAGUGUAAACCUGUCCUCUGAGUGGUCAGCCCCACGCAACUCCCUGGACAUCCUGGUGGCAGGAUGGCUGUCUGACACACCCUCCCCCUCAGUGCAGCCAGGCCCCAGGGUGGCCUCAGGAGUGAAUGUGACCCUGGUGUGUCAGUCACAGAGCCAGAGGGAUACUUUCCUUCUGUCCAAAGAGGGGGCAGCCAAUCAGAGCACCAAGCUUGGCAGUACCAGGCAGUUCUCCAUGAGUCCUGUGACCUCAGCACACGGGGGAACCUACAGGUGCUACAGCUCACACAGCUCCUCCCCCUUCCUGCUGUCACACCCCAGUGAGCCCCUGGAGCUCCUGGUCUCAGGAGACGUCCCCAAACCCUCCAUCUGGGCUGACCCAGGCCCCAUCGUCACCAAUGGGAGCUCUGUGACCAUCUGGUGUCAGGGGUCUCUGCAGGCUAGUGCCUACGUUCUGUACAAAGAGGGGGGCUCUGAGCUCUUGGACACGAAGACCCCACAGGACUCCAGCAACAAGGCCGGUUUCCUCAUUGAAGCCUCACACAUCGCAGGGCAGUACCAGUGUGCAUAUUACACCGCUGAGGACAUACUCUCAGAGCGGAGUGACCCCCUGCUCCUGGUGGUGACAGGAGAGUACAGUGCACCCUCCCUCUCAGCCCAGCCAGGCUCUGUGGUGGCCUCAGGAGGGAACGUGUCCCUCUCCUGUAGCUCUAAGAUCACAUCGGGCCCUUUCCAUCUGCUGAAGGAGGGAGAGGCUGACCCUCGAGGAAGCAUGAAAUCUGAAUGGAGGGAGCAUGCUGGGAGGUGGCAGGCCAUCUUCCCUCUGGGCCCAGUGAAACCCUCCCAUGGGGGCACCUACAGAUGCUAUGGUUCUCAAAGCUCCAACCCCAACGUGUGGUCACAGCCCAGUGACCCUCUGCACAUCGAGGUCACAGGUGUGCACAAGGAGCCCGCCCUCACGGCCCAGCCAAGCACGCUGGUGCUGUCUGGACACAGCCUGACCCUCCAGUGCCACGCGGAAGCCAGCUUUGACAGGUUUGCGCUGACCAAGGACGAGGGGAUCACACACCCCUGGCGACUCGAUGGGCAGCGCAGCCCUGACUUCCCCCUGGGCCACGUGAACUGCACCCACGGGGGCCGGUACAGAUGCUACAGUGGACACCACCUCUCCUCUGCAUGGUCAGCCCCCAGCGCCCCCCUGGACAUCUUGGUGGCAGGAAUGCACAGGAAACCCUCCUUCUCAGCCCAGCCAGGACCCUCAGUGCCCUGGGGAGCGACCGUGACCCUGCAGUGUGGGGCUGAGAGCUGGUUUGACACCUUCCACCUGCACAGGGAGGGGUCACUGGAUCUUCCCCAGCACCUUCGUCUGCAGAACACGUCUGCACCCUCUCAGGCCACCUUCACCCUCAGUCCUGUGACCUCAGGUGACCAGGGGACCUACAGGUGCUAUGGCUCCAACAGCACCGCCCCCUACCUGCUGUCACAGCCCAGCGACCCCCUGGAGCUGGUGGUCUCAGAUCUUGACUGGAACCUGAUCAUCCUGAUCAGGGUCUCGGUGGCCCUGGUCCUGCUGCUCUCCCUCCUUCUCUUCCUCUUCCUCCUAUUCUGGUGUCAGAGCAAAGGCAAGACAUUAGUUGAAUAGAGGUGGCAUUGGUCACAGGAGGGGGCCUCAGAGCACCUGCCACAGGAAAACCAAACAGCUGGAGGAGGGCAGCUGAGUGGAUUUCUCCAGAACCUCAAAUCAGGAAAUGUGGAGCCCUAGCUGGUUUGGCUCA
This is a messenger RNA of Pipistrellus kuhlii (Kuhl's pipistrelle), 2737 nucleotides long. RefSeq names its product leukocyte immunoglobulin-like receptor subfamily A member 6. The record is from RefSeq and is a predicted model, not a curated record. NCBI's taxonomy places the organism in Eukaryota, Metazoa, Chordata, Mammalia, Chiroptera, Vespertilionidae. Gene Ontology annotation, molecular function: inhibitory MHC class I receptor activity. Gene Ontology annotation, biological process: cytokine-mediated signaling pathway.